Molecule: messenger RNA, 1794 nt
Organism: Neltuma alba
Lineage: Eukaryota; Viridiplantae; Streptophyta; Magnoliopsida; Fabales; Fabaceae
Product: E3 ubiquitin-protein ligase PRT1
Exons: 7
Coding region: 139-1404 (421 amino acids)
Biological process (GO): proteasome-mediated ubiquitin-dependent protein catabolic process
Molecular function (GO): zinc ion binding; ubiquitin protein ligase activity
Source: RefSeq, a predicted model, not a curated record
CUUCUCUCGAAAGAUCUUGCUAUUGAGGAUUGAAAGGCUAAAUUUUUAUAUUUUUUUCCUGAUUAGAUUUCCAGAACCUCAUCUGGCUUACGCUCAUCAUCUGGUAUUACGCUUCUCUCUGUUCCCGGCUCCAGAAAUAUGGCCUUGCAGGGAACGGAGAACGCUUACGAAGAUCCAAAUCUUGCCGACGAUGAACAAGAAGAAUUCUCCGAAUCCUUUGUUUGCUGCGUUUGUCUGGAUCUAUUAUACAAGCCUAUUGUACUGUCUUGUGGUCACAUAUCCUGUUUCUGGUGUGUCCAUCAGUCAAUGAGCCCCCUUUGUGAGUCUCAUUGUCCAAUUUGUAGGCGUCCAUAUUAUCACUUUCCAACAAUCUGUUGGAUGCUUCACUUUUUGCUUCAGAAGAUGUAUCCUGCUGCUUACAAGAGAAGGGAAAUUCAAACUCUUGAGGAAGAAAAGAAACGGGGCACUUUCUCUCCUCAAAUUGAUGGUGAUAAUCUUGCGUCAGACGUCAAGUUUGAUCAUCCAGGUACUUCAUCUCCCUGCUAUGCUGGAAAUCUGGUUUCCAACCCGCAGAAUGCCGGACUCUCUGCAAGUAUGGAGCAAUCAGGGUCUGAAACUCAAAAGCAAAAUAACGGAAACAUCUGUUCUAAAGAUGUUUUUGGUGGAACUCCUGAAGAUUUUGGCACGCCUGCUCAAGUAAAAAUGCUGCCUCAGACCGAUCGGCAGGAAAAGAUAUCAGCUGCAGAUGUGGUGUGUUCAACAUGCAAGCAACUGCUUUUUCAUCCUGUUGUUCUUAACUGUGGUCAUGUAUACUGUGAGUCUUGCAUCAAGAACUCAACUGAUGAGAUGCUUAGAUGCCAAAUUUGUCAACUCCCACAUCCAAGAGGAUUUCCAAAAGUUUGUUUGGAGCUUGAUCACUUUAUAAAGGAACAAUUCCCUGAGGAAUAUGCAAAGCAAAGAGAUGCUGUUCAACUGAGGCAUAUCAACGAUAAACGUUCAUUGAACGAGGGUGGAGGAGGAAAAGCAGCAUGGUGGUCUGAUCCUCACUCAAAAGUACAUGUUGGAGUUGGUUGUGAUUUUUGUGGGAUGUUUCCAAUUGUUGGGGAUAGAUACAGAUGCAAAGACUGUAAGGAGAAGGUUGGUUUUGAUCUUUGCGCUGAUUGUUAUAAAAUUCGCAGCAAGAUUCCUGGUCGGUUCAAUCAGCAGCACACUCCAGAUCACGAGUUUGAGCUUAACUCAGUGAACAUGAUCCAUAGCAUAAUAACACUGGUAACUGGACGGUUAGGACAUGGUUCCACUGAAAACUUGCUGAUGGAAGGCCUAGGGUUUAGACCUGAAGAUCCCAAUUUGGUUGUUGAUGCUGAUGAAGAACAUGCCCAGAAUGACUCUGAAGGCACCAAUUGAAGAGUUGAAUUGACAAAAAUCCCAUGGUCAUCUGCUGUUUUUUUGGUUGGGAAUCAGUCAAUAGUUCAUUUGGAAAAGGACAGUUGAGGAACCAUGAGUGAUGAUCACAGAUAAGGACCUUGAAAAAAAUCAGAAUUAGUCUCAAGGACAAUAAAACUAUUAUUAGUUACAAUUUGAUCUUGUGCAUGUUACCAGAGUGUUUAUAUUCAAUGGUAGUGACAAUUUUAAACAUCGUUGUAAGAUUGAAAAGAUCAAACUAUAAUUUUAGGAAAUACCGCUGAUAACAUCAGGGAGCUAUUCAAAUGGUUCUUGAGAUUUUUUUUAAAUAGUUUUAAGGUUUGUAAUUGUUAAUAUUUUGCUUCAUGGCUUUCUGCAAGGAAAGUCAUAUAU